This is a messenger RNA of Rhincodon typus (whale shark), 1236 nucleotides long. RefSeq names its product hydroxysteroid (17-beta) dehydrogenase 10 (gene hsd17b10). Bases 92 to 874 code for a protein of 260 amino acids. Gene Ontology annotation, molecular function: estradiol 17-beta-dehydrogenase [NAD(P)+] activity. Gene Ontology annotation, biological process: fatty acid metabolic process; estrogen metabolic process; androgen metabolic process. Gene Ontology annotation, cellular component: mitochondrion. The transcript is spliced from 6 exons. The record is from RefSeq and is a predicted model, not a curated record. Lineage: Eukaryota; Metazoa; Chordata; Chondrichthyes; Orectolobiformes; Rhincodontidae.
ACGUUUCUGGUUGGUGGAGCACGACCCCACCCCCACCCCCGGGGAUUUGAUUGGGCGGUCGGCAGGGCCGAAGGGGGAGUGAGAGGUCAAGAUGGCGCCACUGCGGACGGUGAAGGGUUUGGUCGGAUUGGUGACGGGAGGGGCUUCUGGACUUGGCCGGGCAACUGUCGAGAGGCUGGUGCAGCAAGGGGCGAGUGCCGUGAUUGUGGACCUACCUACGUCAGAAGGAGCCAGUGUGGCCCAGGCUCUGGGGGAGAGUUGUGUCUUUGCACCGGCCGAUGUCACCUCCGAGGCAGACGUUAAAAGUGCUGUGGCCCUGGCCAAGGAGAAAUUUGGCCGCCUGGACAUCGCGGUGAACUGCGCGGGCAUCGCAGUGGCAGUGAAAACCUACAACUUCAAGAAGGAGAUUGCUCACAGUCUCGAGGACUUCCAGAGAGUGAUCAACGUCAACAUCGCAGGGACCUUUAACGUGAUUCGUCUAGCUGUCGCUGAGAUGGGGAGGAAUGAACCAGAUGCAGAUGGUCAGCGGGGCGUGGUUGUCAACACUGCUAGUGUUGCUGCCUACGAUGGACAGGUAGGACAGGCAGCGUAUUCGGCCUCCAAAGGUGGAAUUGUCGGCAUGACCCUUCCCAUUGCCCGGGACUUGGCACCCCAAGGGAUCCGUGUGGUCACCAUCGCACCAGGCCUGUUCUCCACUCCGUUGCUGGCUGGCCUCCCAGAAAAAGUGCGGAACUUUCUGGCUCGUCAGGUCCCCUUCCCCAGCCGCCUCGGGAACCCGGCUGAGUAUGCCCACUUAGUGCAGUCCAUUGUGGAGAACCCCAUGCUCAAUGGGGAGGUCAUCCGACUGGACGGUGCCAUUCGAAUGCAACCCUAGAGGGGAGGGGCUGUGGGGGGGUGGUGUGGAAGAGAGACGCAACAUUGGUCCAUCAAACACUGGCGGCCUGACCAUCCGCAGGUCCACGCUGCUGUGGGCUGUGCUCCCUCCCUCUGCCCAGCGUCAGUGCCUUCAAACUCUCCCCGUUUACCUCGUCUCCUUCCCCACUGCUGACAGGCAGGACCCUGUCCCUUGCUGGGUUGUACUGACUGCACACUGUGCCAGCCUGUUACCUCGAGACCCUGGGGAGGGGGGUACACUGAGGGAUUGGGCUCUGUGAGAGGAUUGGACACUGGCUUGUCAAGAUCCGGGGGGUGGGGGGGGGGUGGGGUCCGUGCUCCAUGAGUGACUGACCCAUCCCG